UCUAUUGCUCCAUUUCUUUCUUCCCUCUCUCCGCCACAUCUUCAAUUUCUUCAACUUGAAUUCUUCUCUCGCAAGACCCAAAAGUCUUCUUCUUCUUCUUCGAAACCCCAUUCAUUCUGCGCCGGCUUCGAUCUAUCAUCGAUUCAUCAUCCUCAUGCCCAAGUCCAGUAUUAUUAGACUACACGCUUCCAACGGCAGCAGCGCUCUUCAGCAAACCGGCAAUGAUUUCUCCUCCCACAGCUUUAUUAGUACUGCUCCCACUGGAUUCCAAUCAACUCUCAAUCGUCUGAGCAAAUGGGUUGUGGUUAUAUUCUUCACAUUGGUCAUCAUCAUCAGACACGAUGCAGAAGCUUUGUGGGCAACAAUGGGGUCAGUCUUAAAUUCAUGGCUAUCCACAAAACUCAAGCGUAUUCUCAAUCAAGAAAGACCAUUUUCCAAUUCCAGAUCUGACCCUGGAAUGCCUUCUUCACAUUCCCAAUCCAUCUUCUUCAUUCAAAUCUUUGCUGUUAUCUCAUUGACAGAAUAUUAUGGCCUAAAUAUAGUCACCAUCAUUCUUUCUGCAUUUACCUUGGCGUUUGGCUCAUAUCUGUCGUGGCUACGAAUUUAUCAGCAAUUUCACACCAUUAGCCAAGUGGCGGUUGGAGCUAUGAUAGGUACUGUUUUCGCAGUUCUGUGGUUUUGGUUAUGGGACGCGGUUAUGCUCAAUGCUUUCGAAGAUCAUUUAUGGGUUCGAAUAUUGGUGUUCUUGACGACUGUUGGAAUGUGUUUAGGUUUUGUUGGGUAUAUAAUUCGGUAUUGGUUUAUGUAUGAUAUUGAACCAUUUGUAUGAUAUAUUCAAUUCAAAGCAGCUCAAAAGAAAGAUCAAAAACAUAACUUAAUACAU
Molecule: messenger RNA, 883 nt
Organism: Impatiens glandulifera
Lineage: Eukaryota; Viridiplantae; Streptophyta; Magnoliopsida; Ericales; Balsaminaceae
Product: lipid phosphate phosphatase epsilon 2, chloroplastic-like
Exons: 4
Coding region: 155-829 (224 amino acids)
Biological process (GO): lipid biosynthetic process; protein N-linked glycosylation
Cellular component (GO): intracellular membrane-bounded organelle; endoplasmic reticulum membrane
Molecular function (GO): dolichyldiphosphatase activity
Source: RefSeq, a predicted model, not a curated record